GCAGUUCCUUUUUCUCCGUGAUGAAACGUUUAGGAUGGUCCAAGUUUGGUGCAAUAACGUAAUGUUAUUCCUUUAUCUUCCCGAGGUCGUGAGGAAAUGAUAAGGAUAGACGAAGUUGGUCGCAUCAAUAAUGCAACGCUGUUCCAUUUUCUUCCUGAAAUUGUGAGGAACCAUUAUGGAUAGAAAAGUUUGGUCAAACAACCCAACGUACGGACGUGUAUGGAACUUCUGCCAGGGAAUUGUCCUUCAGGAGACGUCAUUCACCUGGAGACGUCCAUCAACUUCCGUCAGGGAACCGUUCUUCAUCUUUCAUCAAAGGACCGACGUGGGUCGUCGUCGCCUGGACCGAAGAGGGGUGUCGGCCGCAAGGUGGCACCCGGGGAUCGCCCCGGGUGCAGGACGCGAGAUGGCACCCGGUGAUCACCCCGGGUGCAGGAUGCGGAACGCGGCCCCCGGAGGGGGCCGCACGUCGAGGUGGCACCCGGGGAUCGCCCCGGGUGCAGGACGCGAGGUGGCACCCGGUGAUAACCCCGGGUGCAGGAUGCGGAACGCGGCUCCUGUAGGGGGCCGCACGUCGAGGUGGCACCCGGGGAUCGCCCCGGGUGCAGGACGCGAGGUGGCACCCGGUGAUAACCCCGGGUGCAGGAUGCGGAACGCGGCUCCUGUAGGGGGCCGCACGUCGAGGUGGCACCCGGGGAUCGCCCCGGGUGCAGGACGCGAGGUGGCACCCGGUGAUAACCCCGGGUGCAGGAUGCGGAACGCGGCUCCUGUAGGGGGCCGCACGUCGAGGUGGCACCCGGGGAUCGCCCCGGGUGCAGGACGCGAGGUGGCACCCGGUGAUAACCCCGGGUGCAGGAUGCGGAACGCGGCUCCUGUAGGGGGCCGCACGUCGAGGUGGCACCCGGGGAUCGCCCCGGGUGCAGGACGCGAGGUGGCACCCGGUGAUAACCCCGGGUGCAGGAUGCGGAACGCGGCUCCUGUAGGGGGCCGCACGUCGAGGUGGCACCCGGGGAUCGCCCCGGGUGCAGGACGCGAGGUGGCACCCGGUGAUAACCCCGGGUGCAGGAUGCGGAACGCGGCUCCUGUAGGGGGCCGCACGUCGAGGUGGCACCCGGGGAUCGCCCCGGGUGCAGGACGCGAGGUGGCACCCGGUGAUAACCCCGGGUGCAGGAUGCGGAACGCGGCUCCNAAUCUUCCGCUUAUAUAUCAUCUUUUUUUAUUUAUUUGA
Molecule: messenger RNA, 1228 nt
Organism: Agrilus planipennis (emerald ash borer)
Lineage: Eukaryota; Metazoa; Arthropoda; Insecta; Coleoptera; Buprestidae
Product: translation initiation factor IF-2-like
Exons: 5
Coding region: 176-1228 (350 amino acids)
Source: RefSeq, a predicted model, not a curated record